CGGUCGGGGUCUACCGUUGUUUAUUGUGUGUUUUCAACGAAUGACCUUUCUUUCACGACUGCUAUCAAUGAAAAUUUAAGUGUUGUCAUUUCGCGUCUUCUUUCUUCGCAGUCUUCCUGUUUGACUCCGGACGUAAGAAACCGUCCCCGUUUGGAAGAGAAAAGAACAGCUGCUGCUGUUUGCGAAUCGUGAAUGACAGUGAUGUAAGGAGCCGAAUCCAUCUGGCAGACCAUCAGUCGGUGUUGAGCGGUCAAUUGGAGUGGACGUGAUUUAUUUAUAUUAUACCUACUUAGCAAAGUGUCGUGUGGAAACUUCGAGCUGUAUUGAUCGGUGAAGCAUUACUAAAUACUUCCAAGCAAAAUGCGAUUGAUUUCUGUUUUGCUGCUGCUCACGGUGGCUACCACGGCUUACGGUACGCUUUUCGGAUCCAGCGUAAAGUUGAUUGAGAACCUGCACAAGAAGUUACGACGGAGAUACGAUGAACGAUUUGAAAAGAGAUUGUCGCCGGUAAUUUUUGUUCCGGGAGACGGAGGAAGCCAAAUGGAUGCCAUAAUCAACAAGAAGGACUCCGUCCACUUCUAUUGUCAAAAGUCCUCUAGUACCUAUUUCAAUAUCUGGUUGAACAAGGAACUCCUGGUUCCAUUCGUGAUCGACUGUUGGAUCGACAACAUACGCUUGGUAUACGACAAUGUCACGAGGAAAACGCAAAACGCGCCCGGGGUAGAGACUCGCGUACCCGGUUUCGGUUCGUCGGAAACCGUCGAGUGGAUCGAUCCUUCCCAUGCCAGCGAAGGGGCAUACUUUGUGAAUAUUGGCAAUGCAUUGGUUCAGAAUGGUUACAAACGGGAUCUUUCUGUGCGGGGAGCGCCGUAUGACUUCAGGAAAGCACCAAAUGAGAACAAAGAAUGGUUCAUUAAAAUGAAACACCUUGUCGAGGAAACGUACACGCUGAACGAUGACACGCCAAUCACCUUUAUCGUACACAGCAUGGGUGGUCCGAUGACGUUGCUCUUUCUGCAGAUGCAAAGCCAACAGUGGAAGGACCAGUAUAUCCGACGGGUCAUUUCCCUGGCCGGUGCCUGGGGUGGAAGCGUGAAAGCUUUGAAGUGCUUUGCCGUGGGUGAUGACCUGGGAGCUUUUGCGCUUAGUGGAGAUAAAAUGCGAGCGGAGCAGAUUACCAAUCCGUCGUUGGCGUGGCUAAUGCCGAACCCAUUACUGUGGAAACCUAACGAAGUGAUGGUGCGAUCCCUUUCCAGAAGUUAUACAAUGGAUCAACUGAAAGAUUUCUUCCAGGAUCUCGAUUACAUCAAUGGUUGGGAAAUGAGACAGGAUACGCUGGAAUAUUCACUCAACUUUACCGCUCCCGGUGUGGAGCUACAUUGCCUGUUCGGUUCUGGCUUCAACACCGUUGAAAGUUUGAACUACGAAAAAACGUACGACUUUUCCGGAAAGCCCACACUGGUGUACGGUGACGGUGACGGGACAGUCAAUCGACGUUCUCUGGAGGCGUGCCGGCAUUGGAGCAGUCAACAAAAGCAGCCAAUUUAUAUGCGUGAAUUUCCCGGAGCUGACCAUAUGACCAUUCUGGCUAAUUUGAGUGUGCUCGAUACUAUCAUCAAAGUGUUGAUGUACGAUUAGGGAUUUAUUCGUCAAUGAAAUGAUAUUGAUUCUCCCACAGAGAGAUUACGAGACUUGAAGCUUCUAAGCGACGUAGUUGGAUAAGUACAUUGAGGUUUGACAUGAGUUCAAAAUUUAUGUGUGCACCGUUAGUUGAUUAUUUACUGUAGUACAGUGCGAGAAAUAAGUAUAAAGACAGAGCCGUUUUCCAUACAAAAUAAUCAUGUUUAGGGAUCAAAAUCUCUUUUUCUAGCGAUUCGAUUGUUAUGGAAUUUUGUCUGCAAUCUUAAAAUAACUAGAAUUUUGGCUAGAAAUAUAAAUCAUCAUCCAUGAAAACGUUUAUAUCGACUUUUCAGAAUCAAAUAAAUAUAAAGACACUUAUUUCCAUAUAAAAAUGUGUCUUUAUAUUUAUUUGAAUCUGAAAAGUCGAUAUAAACGUUUUCAUGGAUGCUGAUUUAUAUUUCUAGCCAAAAUUCUAGUUAUUUUAAGGUUGCAGACAAAAUUCCAUAACAAUCGAAUCGCUAGAAAAAGAGAUUUUGAUCCCUAAACAUGAUUAUUUAGUAUGGAAAACGGAUCUGUCUUUAUACUUAUUUCCCGCACUGUAGUAUAGCACGAUGAUUCCUAGGUAUAAUGUAUAAGAAAGCGUAGACUAUCAUUAAUAGAACAUUGUAGGGAUUACUAUAUUCAUUGUAAAUGGAAGACACAUUCUCUGAGGAAAGGUCACAUCAAAAAGUGACUUAACAAUUUCAUAAAUUAUAUUGCACAUUAAGAUGCGGCUAUUAACGAGAUUGACAAUAUGUAAAGUCGUUGAAUGUAGCUAUGCCAUAAUAAUAGUAAGAGCGAGAAAUGUACAUCAGAGCAGUAGAUUUCCAGGAAAGAACAUCGAUAAUGUUGAAAUAUAAUACAUAAUAAAAGACAGCAACUUUUUUUUUUGUAAUUGUAACAAAAUAUUUGUUGUGAAAAGAGAAGUAAUAAACAAUACAAUUGUUAACCUUGA
Aedes albopictus (Asian tiger mosquito) is the source of this 2614-nucleotide messenger RNA. RefSeq names its product phospholipase A2 group XV. The coding region runs from base 361 to 1638 and encodes 425 amino acids. Gene Ontology annotation, biological process: lipid metabolic process. The record is from RefSeq and is a predicted model, not a curated record. The transcript is spliced from 5 exons. NCBI's taxonomy places the organism in Eukaryota, Metazoa, Arthropoda, Insecta, Diptera, Culicidae.